AUGAUUUCACUACUACAAGAAAGGCUUUGCUUAGGAAAUAGCAUAUUGACACCAUAUUGGCUACCAUCGGACGAUCCGAUCGGUCAACGAUGUUAUAUGCAUCUCAGAAAACGUUAUCAAAUGCUUGACCAAUUGAUGCGUGAGUCCAAUAGUCUAUUAUUGUUAUGUAUGGCUAAACAUUCGGAAUCAUUUAAUGAAGAUCAGAAGCAGCAACAUUGCGAUCAUUUAUUACUUGAAAUGGUGAAUGUACUGAGAGACAAUGAUGGUAAUCCAUUGUUGACUAAAUGCUUCCAAGGUAGCAAACGAUCUGAACGACAGUGUGGACCACUACGACAAUGCUGUAGUGCAUAUGAUAGGUGUAAAGAGCUCGUAAAACAAUCUUUCAUUACAAAACAGAAACAAAUAUUAAUUCAUGAAAUUCAGUUCGCUGCAAAGGAAUGCAAAGAAGGUAUUUAUCAAUUAAACAAUGCCACAGAAUCAAUUAACAAAGCAACUAUUUCUGAAAAUUCUUCAACCUUAAUUACUUUUACAAAUCAACCGGAUAAGGACGAUCUUCUGGAAAGUUAUCUACGACAUUCUCCUAGUCAAUGGCAUACGUUUUUAAAAAAUAUACUUGUCAAGGAAGCGCAGAAUACAUCAAUAUUUCGAGGAUAUGAUACAGUACGGUAUUAUGGUCCUAAAGCUGGUAAAAAUGAUGACUAUUACCGAAUAUUGCCAAAUAGAACAGAUGAAAUCGAAGAAUUAAAUAAUACAGAGCAUAAGAAUGAUAUUAAAGAAUAUCAAAUUGGAAAGAAGCAGGAAAUGCAUCCUAAACAAACCGAAGAAGAAUAUGACGGAAACUACUGUGACAGUUACAUAAAAUGUCGAAGAAAAGUGGAAAAAACUAUGGAUCGUUGUCAAAUGGUUUGGAACAGUGUAAAUCGGAUACCGUUGUUGUCAACUGCUACAUUACUUGAAAUGGGCGAUCGUUGUGUUAGUCGAGGUGACAACAGCUUUACUGAGCUUUACAAAUUAGCUAUUGAACGGGACAGUGAGCUUCAUGGAUGUCUAAAAAUGUAUCAAGAUCAGACUAACGAAUUGGCGACAUGCCCAGAUACAAACCGAAUUCAUUGGCAAUGGUCUUCUGACAUACUGCAAAAUAUCACAAGUAAUGCUGAUUGCUUAGCUCAGGUGAAUUUGGUGCAAUUUGAAUGUGCGCAAUUGAACAAAUGUUGUUCAAAUUUUCACAGAUGUCGAGAUGAGACUUUGGAUGCCAAAUCAGAAUUACGAAUAGAAUUACUUACAGUGAAAUUAAUAAUAAAAUAUCAUGAAUGUAUACGACAUCAACUGACAACAAUGGCAACAUCUUCUUUGAUAAGUGAUAAAUUUUAA
Brugia malayi is the source of this 1371-nucleotide messenger RNA. RefSeq lists its product as uncharacterized. The transcript has 11 exons. The record is from RefSeq and is a predicted model, not a curated record. Lineage: Eukaryota; Metazoa; Nematoda; Chromadorea; Rhabditida; Onchocercidae. Bases 1 to 1371 code for a protein of 456 amino acids.